UAUCGGGAGGGACAGUAAGAAGGUGUGGGCGCGCGCGCGCGCGCGCCUAAUCGAUUACGAUAAGAGAAAUCUGACGGAAAGCGAUCGUUUCGGUAUUGAUAACGAUGGAACCCGGCUAGAGCGAGGUAUUUAAGUGUCCCGAUCGAUCCGAUCUGGCCAGUUCAGUUGGAAGCGUUUGCCCACAGACAACCGAAGCAAGAUGAACAAGUUCGCCGCCGUCCUGGUGCUGGCCAGCAUCUGCCUGGCUGGUGUGUCCGCCCAGUGUCCACGCAUCGUGACCCGCGCUCAGUGGGGAGCUCGUGCCGCCAGUACGUCUCAGCUGCCGAUCCGUCCGGCCCCGUGGGUCGUGAUGCAUCACACCGCCGGUGCUCACUGCACCACGGAUGCGGCUUGUGCCCAGCAGAUGCGCAACAUCCAGUCUUUCCACAUGGACGGUAAUGGUUGGGCCGACAUCGGUUACAAUUUCCUGGUUGGUGAGAAUGGUGCUGCUUACGAGGGCCGCGGUUGGGGCCGUCAGGGAGCCCACGCUCCAGGAUACAACGAUCGCUCGGUCGGCAUGGGUGUGAUGGGAACCUUCACGAAUGGUAUUCCGAAUGCGGCCGCUCGUAAUGCCGCCCAGCAGCUGAUCUCUUGCGGUGUUUCGCUUGGACACAUCGCUUCCAACUACUGGCUGAUUGGACACCGACAGGCCGUGGCCACUGCCUGCCCUGGAAACGCGUUCUUCAACGAGAUCCGUAACUGGCCGCGAUUCAACCCGAACGUUUAAAUUAACAGUGCGAACGUCGUCUCCGUUAAAUAUAGAUUUUGUGUUUAAGAAUCAUA
Molecule: messenger RNA, 822 nt
Organism: Anopheles nili
Lineage: Eukaryota; Metazoa; Arthropoda; Insecta; Diptera; Culicidae
Product: peptidoglycan-recognition protein SC2-like
Exons: 1
Coding region: 200-766 (188 amino acids)
Biological process (GO): innate immune response; peptidoglycan catabolic process
Molecular function (GO): N-acetylmuramoyl-L-alanine amidase activity; zinc ion binding; peptidoglycan binding
Source: RefSeq, a predicted model, not a curated record